Molecule: messenger RNA, 1392 nt
Organism: Cucurbita maxima (winter squash)
Lineage: Eukaryota; Viridiplantae; Streptophyta; Magnoliopsida; Cucurbitales; Cucurbitaceae
Product: GATA transcription factor 8-like
Exons: 2
Coding region: 225-1121 (298 amino acids)
Biological process (GO): positive regulation of DNA-templated transcription
Cellular component (GO): nucleus
Molecular function (GO): zinc ion binding; sequence-specific DNA binding
Source: RefSeq, a predicted model, not a curated record
UAGCAGCAACAACUCCCAUUCCCAAAUCUCUUUUUAGCCUUUUCUUCUCUCCUCUUUCUUCAACCUCAAUUCUGCACUUUCUCUCUCUUCUUCAGCUCUGCUUUAAUGGAGCUUACAGCAACCAACUCGUAACUCCAUUUUUUUUCCUUCCAUUCUUCAGAGUGUUCUUCGUUUUCCAUUUCUGCGUUUUCUGUUCUAUAAUCGGAGAAACCUUUUCCGACGACAUGGACUGUGGCAAUUUCUUCGACCAAAUCGACGACCUUCUUGAUUUUCCUACGGAGGAUUUCGACGACGACGACGGCGCGUUAACCACAAACGCCGCCUCUUUCCCUCCCAUUUGGUCUUCUGCCUCCUUGCCUCACGCUGCCGAUUCGGUGUUUUCCGGCAAUACUCCUCACUCUGCCCUCUCUGUUCCGUACGAAGACAUUGAUCAAUUGGAAUGGCUUUCAAAUUUCAUUGACGAUUCCUCCUCCGGCGCUGAAACCCUAACGAUCAACACUUCUUCUUUGUCGCCGGCGAACCAAUUUCAGAUCUCAAGUCCAGUCUCCGUUCUCGACAGCAGUAGCAGUAGCAGCAGCUCGUGCUCGGGCGAAAAGAAAACUCUAGCUGUUGCUGGUAAACGCGGUCGCGCUCGCAGCAAGCGAUCUCGGCCACCGUCCUUUAUUCCUCGGCCGCCGCAGCUUAUUUCACCGACGAAUUCCGGCGGUAAGGUUUCAUCGGACUCAGAGAACUACGGUGAGUCCUGUUCUGCUCCGCCGCUGCCGGUUAAGAAGACGAAGAAGAUUAAGUUGUCGUUUCGACGAGAUCAAAACGAUGCGUUUAGUCCACAAGGUGUGAGGAAAUGUUUGCACUGUGAAGUGACGAAGACGCCGCAAUGGCGAGCUGGACCAUUAGGGCCUAAAACUCUCUGUAAUGCUUGCGGCGUUCGUUACAAAUCCGGCCGCCUCUUCCCCGAGUACCGGCCGGCGGCGAGUCCGACUUUUGUUCCGUGUUUGCACUCCAAUUCGCACAGGAAGGUUCUCGAAAUGAGAACCAAACAAGAGGAAAUCGCCGUGGAGACGGAGUUGCCGACAGAGCUCAUCCCGAAUACAAACAGCGGCAUCGUCCUCGGAUACGUAUGAUCGGAAAAUCUCCAUCGCCGCCGUGCCGCCGCCGCCCUCUCUGUUCCUUUAUUGUUCUCUGAAUUUCUUUUUUCUUUAUUGGUUAUUAUACAAAAAUGUGAAAAAUAGUUUAGUAAGGUUAUAGAGAGAUACAUGAAAGGUGAAGAGGACUAGGGUUUUUUAGUUUGUAUUAUUUGCUAUUAGGUCCUUUAACUUACUAGAUAUUGCUUUUUGGGGGCUUCCUAUUUUUUUUGUUUCAUUUAAUGUUUAUUUAUCCACCAUUCUUUUUGCA